UCCAACAAAGCUCUACUGACUGGUUGUAACCUCUCAGAGAGAAGCUGUGAAGCUCUGUCCUCAGUUCUCAGCUCCCUGUCCUCCAGUCUGAGACACCUGGACCUGAGUAACAACCACCUGAAGGAUUCAGGAGUGAAGCUUCUGUCUGAUGGACUGAAGAGUUCACACUGUACACUGGAAACUCUCAGACUGAGUGGCUGUGACCUCUCAGAGAGAAGCUGUGAAGCUCUGUCCUCAGUUCUCAGCUCCCAGUCCUCCAGUCUGAGACACCUGGACCUGAGUAACAACCACCUGAAGGACUCAGGAGUGAAGCUUCUGUCUGAUGGACUGAAGAGUUCACACUGUACACUGGAAACUCUCAGGCUGAGUGGUUGUAACCUCUCAGAGAGAAGCUGUGAAGCUCUGUCCUCAGUUCUCAGCUCCCAGUCCUCCAGUCUGAGACACCUGGACCUGAGUAACAACCACCUG
Messenger RNA from Epinephelus moara (kelp grouper), 468 nucleotides. RefSeq names its product ribonuclease inhibitor-like. The record is from RefSeq and is a predicted model, not a curated record. The transcript is spliced from 4 exons. Gene Ontology annotation, molecular function: protein binding. Lineage: Eukaryota; Metazoa; Chordata; Actinopteri; Perciformes; Serranidae. The annotation marks the transcript as partial.